Molecule: messenger RNA, 1086 nt
Organism: Micromonas commoda
Lineage: Eukaryota; Viridiplantae; Chlorophyta; Mamiellophyceae; Mamiellales; Mamiellaceae
Exons: 2
Coding region: 1-1086 (361 amino acids)
Molecular function (GO): oxidoreductase activity
Source: RefSeq, a predicted model, not a curated record
AUGCGUGUAAUCAUCGCGCCUUGCUCAUCUCCCGUGCGACUCUUCGCACCUCGCACGCGACUUGUCGGCCGUUCGCGUCGCCCAAGCGGCGUCGCCGCCUCUUUCUCCUUCGAGGGGCGCGUGACCAGCGAAACGAGCGAGGCGAGGAGCAAACACGCUGGUGCUGGUGGCCACGCAGGGACCUAUCCUCCCAUCGUCAGGUUCACCGAACGGGGUAUCCACGGCGCCGGAGACGAACCGCAUUGCCCUAUCCCGCUCAUCACCGGUCUCGAAUACAAGGCGGCGCCAGACGGUGCAGUGCACUUGCCGCCUCCAGAUAUCCGGGGCCACGACUCCCACCCCUUCGAGUGGGUUGUUGCCGAACGACGCUGCUGCCGAGACUUCGCCGAGCUUCCAAGCGGACAUUUGCACUUGUGGGAGAUCGCCCAACUCUCUUGGGCAGCGCAGGGCAUCACCGCACCAGAGACGGCCCCCGACGAGUUCGGACACGCCGGGGCCUCUCGACGAACCGCACCGAGCGGCGGACGACUCUACCCCCUCACGCUCUACGUAAUUGCAUCUCAAGCCGUUGGCGGGAUCACCCCCGGCCCGUACGAGUACCUACCGGAGAGUCACGCGCUUCUUCCCAUUGGUCCUCAGUGCCCGCCCCAGCAGGGGGAGGUCAACGACGAAGCGUGUGACGACGAAGGGGGAGAUCCCGAGGUUCUCCAAAAGCUUCUCCGCUCCACAGUCCCGCAGGUCGCGCAGCUGAAGCACCAAUCCUGGAUGGACGCCGCUGGUGCCGUCUUCCUCAUCUCCGGCAACCCCUCUUUGACCAAAUCCCACGGCGGCCUGUACGAGAGGUUCGGCGAGGACCUCGUGAAGUUCGAAGCUGGCUGCGCGGCGGAGAACCUGGCGCUCCAGGCCACCGCGCUCGGUCUCGGCGCGACGUUCGUCGGUGCGUUCGAGGCGAGCGAGGUGAAGGACGCGAUCGCUUCGAGAGACGAGGGAGAGGUGCCGCUGCUCAUGAUGGCGGUGGGUGUGCCCAAGGGAUCUCUCCGCGAGCACCACGACGGACUCGGAGGCGCGAUCCCGUCGGACAAGUGA